Messenger RNA from Podospora anserina S mat+, 5142 nucleotides. RefSeq lists its product as uncharacterized. Lineage: Eukaryota; Fungi; Ascomycota; Sordariomycetes; Sordariales; Podosporaceae. The record is from RefSeq and is a predicted model, not a curated record. The annotation marks the transcript as partial. The transcript is spliced from 2 exons.
AUGGCCCACAUGUUUCAAAGGAUUUGGAACUUUCUCAACGCCGGCUGGUCAGACACGUCUGAGCAGCGGAUGGCCGGGACACGACAAGACUGGAAACUGAUGGCCACCCCCGAGACCCCAGGCGCCUGGCCCGUCACGCCGGCAAAGACCCCACCGUAUCGACGUCCCGUUUACGGCAAAUGGAAAGCACCCAAGUUCGGCCACCGGAGCGCGAAAAAAACCUCGCCCUACGCAUGGAACAAGCUCGCAGCGGAAAGAAAAGAUUACCAUCCGCUCGAUCCCACGAGCGAGCUCACGUCGGUCGAGAACUUUGACAAGGUUCCCGAAAGAUUCUGGGACGUGGAGGAGGCCGCGAGGGAGGCAAAGGAAAACGAAAAGGACUGGGUGGGGAAACGGGAGGUGCCCAGGUUCUAUCGGAUCGACGACCCGUUCAUGCCGGACCAUGAACGGGAGGAUUACAAUCUGGAUCCGCGGCUGAACCCGGAUGCGCGGACAAAGGACCGGUUUGGGUAUAUUACCAAGCAGUUUAGGAAUGCUGUUAGGGAGAUUGUCAAUGGGAAGGAUGUUAACACCACGCUGAGGAUGUUUCUCGAGGCCAACUUUACGACGCAGCAGCUGGCCAAGAUUUGGCCUUUGAUCCCUGUCGCGUACAGCAGCAACCGGGCUGAGGCACUGAUUCAGGAGGUGGAUAUGCUUGGGUAUCAGAGGUUGAGGCCUCAGAUUGGCAAGGUGUUGGGGUAUGAUGCUGAGGAUGAGGCGUGGGAUUUGCCGUCGAGACUGGCGGCGUUUUAUAUUGGGGUGCCCAUCCCGGCGCCGGGGGCUGAGGUGCAGGGCAAUAUGUUCGAGCCGGGGUCGAAAGAGUUUCGGGAGCAGUACUUUGAGGAUAGGUAUUACUUUUUGAAUGACUUCAAGAAGUAUAUUCCGGAGCCUGCGAAGGCCCUGAAUAAUGUCACCGCCUCGCCAGUACCCAAAAGGAUGGGUGGUGGGAGGAGACUGUUGUUGACGAGGAGGAAAGAAGAAAAGCGGUAUGGGCCUUACUAUGAUGGGCCGGUUGGGUUCAGAGGGAGGUCAUCUGGUUUUAUAGGGAAGCCCCCGUCGCUUGCGGGGAUGAAACGGAGGCCUUAUCAUGAGAAUGACCUGGAUGUUUACGCUGAUGACGAGGGGAAUUGGCAGCUCAAACCGCCGCCCUGGAUGCGCCGGCUCCAGGUCGAUGCAGGGCUUCGAGGAGGUGAGAAUGAUCUCGAAGAACUGGAAGAAGAUGAGUGGGAGGACGAGCUCGAGGAGACAUGGUUCGAGGCGGUGGAGGUGAGCUCAGACGGUGGGUCAGAUAUGGUGAUGGGGGAAGAGCAUGACCUCGUGUCUGAUGAGGAGAGCACCAAGGAAGGCUCCGAUGUGGACAUGUGGGCGCUGGAGGACCUCGCCUCGCGCGAAGGUGAUUUGGACGUGAACGCCUAUCUCGACAUGAUGGAAACAAACGAGAUAGACCUUCGCGGUGGAGGUUUGGAUGACGAUUGGGAUAUGGAAGAGGAAGAGGACGAGAGCGACGACGAUCUGCACAUCAGAGGUGGCAUGGCAGAUGAAGAACCUCCGAAAAGUAAGCAGUGGAGGAAUCUAGCAAAAUAUCCACCGCCGUCGACCCUCGACAAUGCCUCGGAUAGAUGGUCACUGGACGAGAAAAGGGCGCCGACGUUCAAAACCAAGGUUGGUCAGUUGGAGAAGCAGUUCGCCAAGGAAACUGGUUUCCAGCCUGGAAAGAGCCUGAUGAUCCCGCUUCAUGGGUACCAGGGUGUUGUCUGGUUCCGUCGUGGGAUUUUUAACAGCUUUGUGGACGCCGUUGACCGUCUGCUUGGCCUUGACAGCAGAGCUGCAGUGACUUACAACCUCUACAUCAUGGAUCCCAGCAAGGAUUAUGAGUUGCAAGAGGAGAAGGACGCAUUUCUCGCUGAUAUCAACCAGCAUGCCUGCCGCGUGCAGUGUGCUGGGGUAGGUGCCCUUGCCAAGGACCGCGUCGCAUUCAACUGGCUUUGCCAGCAGAUCGACAAGCAAUACCGUCCAGGAGACAGCGCGUACUUUGGGAAGCUGAUCCCCUUCGUGGCAGGUCCACAUGACCCCAUUCCCUGGAAGUGGGAGCCGGGAGCCAGACACCAUGUUGGAAAGGUCACCUUGGACUGGCCACAGUUGAAAGGGAGAGGUAGACCAGACGUUGCUUACCUUCGGUUGCCGUUGCCCGCCGGGGACGAUGCUCCUGCCACUGCCUUCUUCACGAAUCAGUACAGCCUCUGGAUGCAACAAGUAUGCCGUGUGUUGGUACCGGGAGCUAUCCGCGACCGUCCAGGCCGCCCAGCGAUCCCAGCUGCGCUGAUAAAUGCCUUCACCACCGACGAGCAGGGCAAUCCAACCCAAGCUCCGGUAACAUAUGGAGGUUUGGCCUUUCUCAAGUCAAACUGGGAGGUAAUUGCGGCGCAACUCGACGUAGUUAACGCGAAGAAAUACACUUACGCGGUAACGCUUCGGGCAUUCGCUCCAGGGGGGUCGGGGCAGGUUUCCGAUCGAUGGCACAUUUUGGCCCUUGGCCAAACAAAGCCAUAUGACAGCGCGUCUGACGACUGGUAUCUGACGCACUUGGAACUGACGGCUCCCUCGAUUGUUGCCGAGAGGUUGCUCAGACCGAUCCUUGCGAGUGAAAUCUGGAAGACAGCAGAAGGGGUCCCUUUCGCUGGGCUGACCUACCUGGAGGUUUUCUUUCCUGGCGAGAACUGGCUCGGGCCACACUUUGGAAAAUACCCUGUUGCUGACGAAACGGGUACACCUCCAUCCCUCUACAUAAGCCUUGCCGACGUACUCGAUACGAGUUGCCCGGAUGCAGAGUUCGCCCCGGCAUUAAGCAGAGCCUUUACGCCUCUUGUUGAGGCGUUUGCCGAGUUGAUGACGAAGAUAGAGAAGCUGACAAAAGAAGCGAUCUACCCGAAGGGUGUUAAAGCACCCAGCCCACUCAGCCUGUUCCCUCAGUUUAUCGUGUCACGACCGGUCUGGAGGAGGUAUAGUUUCCAGGAUGCCUCCUACGACGGGGCUUUGGUGCAUGAGUGCCCACUGUCUCUGUGGGAGAUCUCACUUGACAAACUCCGAGAGUUCGUGGGCAAAGUGAUGGCAAAUGGGGGGCCGUUUGACAGCAAGACGGACCACUUCAGCAUCACCCAAGGCUUUGACCCCGACCUCCCUGACAUUCUUGUUAGUCCAUCCAUGACUGAGACUGAAUGGGAAGUGGCCCGGAGGCUCAUUGUCCACCCUUACCUGCGGAUCAACAAGGUGGAUGAGCAAUCGUUGCCGGUUUUUGAGGGCAUCUAUGAGCAUCAGCCGUUCGGAUAUCGCGACAUCUACACCGAAACUCCACAGAAAAAGCUAUGGGGCAGAUACAAACCGCCGCCGGUUACGCACAACUUUGACUGGCAAUUGUAUCGUGCGACACCGAUUGAAGACUUGGGGACGUGGCAGCCUUGGGAGAAACAGUUGAAAGUUCCGGUGCUAGAUUUCCUUCCAGAUAAUUUUCAACUCGUGAAGAUACCGAAGGACAAGCCAGAGUUGGCGGAACAAUCCGAGCCACCUCCGCUCACGCGGCCGCUGCAUCUGAGCGUCGCGCCUGUUCAACAGGAGCAGCCUAAAGAAAAGCCCCGUAUGCAACCGACUCCCAGUCCGACCCGUCACAAGAGGCGGAGAGUGACCCUUCCCACCGAGACGGGAACGCCAACGCUAGGCCAUUAUACUACACCCCGGGUCAAACCGGUCAAACCCGUCGCACGUUCUAGAAUCAGGACACCCCAAAAGCCCAGGGGAUCUCCGAAACCACUCACAGCCCCCCGUAAGCCCAAGGGUGCUGUCGACCCCCGUAUCGCCCAGGCCUUUGCAGGACGGGCAGCGAAGAGGGCUCCCAAAGAGCCAACAAAGGAACCAACCCCCACGACCAAGCCAGCAAAGAAGAGCCCGGCAAAGACGGGUGUGAUUCCACCAGACCCCCAGCAUUGGGUAGAAAAUCCAAACCGCCCUGGAUACUGGAUUAGAAAGUGGCCAACCACCAAGCCCGGGGUUGGUCUCCCAGAUAUCACGGCAAAGGAAAACUACUGGAACCAAGUCCACGCCAACAACGAGGCAGAAGCAGCCGGCUACAAGAACAAGGAAACCUUAGACCAAGUAUACAGGAAGAGGAUCCAAGAACUCACCGGCGAAAGCGAUCCCACCCCACCCGCUCCUGCCAGCACCAGUCCUGCCACCCCCUAUCCUCCCGGCAAGCGUGACGCCUCCAAGUUCGACCCAACAGACACCACCCCCCGUCCCCCGCGUCCCGGCGCGGAAAACAAGAAGCCAGCUUCCCCUCCCAAACCACCUUACUCCACCCUGGAGGACAUCAAGGCGUUGGACACGCUGACAAAGGCAAAGCUGCUGUACACCACCAAGCUCCCCCCCGGAGCACCCCCCACAAUCGACCCUACCGACCCUCCCCUGGAAGAUCCACCCGUCAUCAGCGAGGUGGUCACCGCCCACAAACCCAACAUGUCCCCUAACCUCAUCUCCAAAGUAGGCAUCCAACCUUACACCCUCCGCCCGCCACCCAUCCCGGAAGAACUCCGCGCGAGGGCCAUUCAAGACCUGGCUCUCCAGACGAGAAACUGUCCCUUCUUCCAGUGCUACCUCCCUGUUUUGCGCACCCCCGAGACGGCAGUCGACCACUUCCGCAAAGUGCACAAGCGUGAGCCAUGCCCCAUCUGCAUGGACUUCGUCGGCCAGGGCUGGGAUGCCGCCAAAUGGGACGAGCACUACGGGGAUGAGAUACAUGUCGAGUGGUUGGAGAAGUGGUGCACCAACCAUGUCGGGAAACCGCUCAAGCUGGGGGUUUUUACCGACGAGGGGAUCCCGGCGGAGGAUCUGACGGGGUUUGAGUGGGAGACCCCGUUUGAUCCUGACAUGCCGAAUGUGCGGGCUAGACCGGCGUGGUUUGAUGAGGAUGAUGGCAUGGCUGGGCUGGUGGCGGCUUCGAGGGGGAGUUGGGAAGGGGGGGUCCCGGUAAGUGAGAUUAGGAAGAGGAGUCCGAGGAAGUGGAGUAGGUAUAUGGCUCAAAUUGGGAGGACGCCGGGGUUGGGUAUUGCGGUU